Molecule: messenger RNA, 769 nt
Organism: Scylla paramamosain (green mud crab)
Lineage: Eukaryota; Metazoa; Arthropoda; Malacostraca; Decapoda; Portunidae
Product: bestrophin-2-like
Exons: 5
Coding region: 92-463 (123 amino acids)
Molecular function (GO): chloride channel activity
Source: RefSeq, a predicted model, not a curated record
UUAUUUGUUUUGUUUUCAGAAAUAUCACCACCACCACCAGCACCACCACCACCACCACCACUACAAGACUACCACUGCUGCUGGUGAUAAAAUGACAGUCACCUACACCAUCAAGGUUUCCAACACUAGUUUCUGCGGAUUUUCCAAGCUUCUAUUCAGAUGGCGCGGCAGUGUGUUCAAGCUGCUCGCCGCUGACCUCAUUGUUUACUUCCUGCUUUAUUUCUCCGUGGCCGCCAUCUACAGAUUCGCCUUGCGGGAGAACGAGAAGAGAGUGUUUGAGAAGAUCGCCAUAACGUGUGAAUACUUCCGCAACGUGUUCCCUAUCUCUUUCGUGCUGGGUUUCUACGUGACAAUCGUGGUGCAGCGGUGGUGGGAGCAGUACAUGCUGAUCCCCUGGCCCGACACCGUGUGCAUCAUGGCCUCCACUUACAUAGAGGGCCAGGAGCUUCUAAGGAUGGCUUAAGACAGAGUUCUAUGUCACAACAAGGACCUAUGCAAGCAAGUGUCAGCAGGGUCUUCAAGUGUGUGUGUGCACCGUGUUGAGUGAUAAGUCAGUGCAGGAAAUCAAGAUGCCUCCAACACACCUUGAUCAAAGGAGAACUGCACACCAGUUCUUCAGGAUUAAAAAUUUCCUAACGGUUAUUGGGGCCAUUGAUGGUAAGAUUAACAAUAAUGUAUUUUAUUUUAAAUUUAGUGCUGUUGUUAUAAUCUAUCACUUCAUCGGUGUUUCCUUUGAGUGAAAGGUAUCUCACAGCCUCAAGUUCCUGUU